Molecule: messenger RNA, 1857 nt
Organism: Colletotrichum siamense
Lineage: Eukaryota; Fungi; Ascomycota; Sordariomycetes; Glomerellales; Glomerellaceae
Gene: NUP49
Product: Nucleoporin NUP49
Exons: 3
Coding region: 1-1857 (618 amino acids)
Biological process (GO): nucleocytoplasmic transport
Cellular component (GO): nuclear pore
Molecular function (GO): structural constituent of nuclear pore
Source: RefSeq, a predicted model, not a curated record
AUGGAAGGCACGGGCCAUCAACAGCAGCAGCAGCAACAGCAGCAGCAGGUGCAGUCAGCAUUGCCCAAUCAGCGCCCCGGUCUAGCAGCUUCGGUGUGGAACCCCGGAGGCGGCAUCUCAGAACGCCGAAUAGCCAAUCCCAGGCGGUCGCAAUCCACGCUGGCAAAGGCAGCAGCAGCUCAGAAAGCUGCAGGUGGCCCGUGCCCUCCAGUCCCUGCCGCCAAUUCUUCUUUCGCGUUGACCGCGCAGCAGCAGCAGCAGCAACAGCAGCCAGCACAAGAAGCAGCAACAAACACUCAAGUCCACGGCCAUCAGCCUCACCCUACCCCGGCUUUCACCCCGAACACGACCUCGGCCUCGCCUUUCAUCUCGAUCGUAACCGAUAAUACUAUUGGCUCUACUGCACCAGAGAACUCGACCGCCAACAUGUCGCUGUUCGGUGCGAAAACUGGCGGUGGCUUGAGCAUCAACACUGGUGCUGCCAAUGCUGCCGCCGGCCCUUCGUCGACUCCCGCAGCUGGUGGAGGACUCUUUGGAAACGCAGCGGCUACGACACAACCUGCUACAAGCGGCGGUCUCUUCGGCGGAACCCAGACUGGAGCUGCAAGCGGAGGACUGUUUGGCAACAAGCCAUCAACACCCGCGACUGGCGGCCUGUUUGGUGCAUCUACCACGGCUUCUCAGCCCCAGCAACAGGCCGGAGGUCUCUUCGGCGGAGCGACAACAGCAACACCCCAGGCCCAGCCCCAGCAAGCGGGAGGGCUCUUCGGUCAGGCGGCGAAUACCACAGCCCAGACAGGCACUACGGGUGGAGGACUGUUUGGAAACCAGACACCGGCGCAGCAGACGGGCCAGCAGCAGCCUCAACAGGGCGGAGGACUGUUCGGGGCGGCCCAGCAGAAGCCAGCGGGAGGUGGUCUCUUUGGCCAGUCGCUGUCAACGACCCAGCAGCAAUCAUCAGGACUUUUCGGCGGCGGAAACACAAACACACAGGCGCAGCAGACACCGCAACAAGGUGGCGGCGGCCUCUUCGGCUCGAGUCUUGCCCCUAGCCAAGCCAAGCCUGGUGGUCUUUUUGGCGGCGGCGCUUCAACCCAGCAACAGAACAACACAGCUCCCGGCCUGACUAUGGGUCAGUCGACCACGCAGCAAACCGUUCCCGGUGUAAGGGUGGACCUUUCGAACGUCAAGGGCACGACCCGUUUCAACGACCUCGAGCAGUCCCUGCAAACCGAGAUGGAGAACUGCGACACCAUGAUCCAGCGCUUCAUGAACCAUGCGUCCGAGAUCAGGGGUUUCAUGGCGGCCCAUGGCGGCGAUCUUGCUCAGCUCACCAACGACGUCACCUGGCUGCAGCGCAAGUACGAGGGCGUCAAGACGACCCUGGACGAGGACAUUGUCACCCUGGCACACCUGAAGGAUCUUGUGAAGUCGGAUGCGGACAUCGCAAAGAUGGCAUUUGCUGGCGCCGAUCAGCUUAAGCUCCCUGCGCACUACCACCAGACGUGGCUCACCCGCGGUGGAACCGGCAGUAACGCGCCAAACGGCAAUCAGGACCGCAAUCUGGAGGACGUACUCACCCUUUUCUCGAACGAGGCCGACAGGCUAAAGGAGCUACACCAGUUCCAGGUGCAGAAGAUCAAGGAGAUGGAGCAGCACAUGCCAGGUGUCGAGCACGGCCUCUACGAGCGGGUGCGCGCCCUGCGCGACCAGACGCAGGUUCCCGCGUUCAACAUGGUCCUGGACCUUUUGGAGACGAUCAAGAUGAUGGGUGACAAAAUUUACGAGGCGGCAGGUGGCAUCGUGGAUGUCCGCGAGAAGCUGACCCAGCUUCAGCGCCAGUACCCCACCAAGUGA